UCCUUCACUGAAGUCGCGGCCAUUGAUCAUCUAUCUCACAGGUCAUCAGCAGACGGGAAAGGACUCAGUGGCAGACUACGUAGACUGAAGCUUUUACGGCGCCUAACCUGUAGUUAUGCCUCUCCGGGUUGUCAUGCAGGGUCCUGGACCCUGGGGAUUCAGGCUGGUCGGGGGAAAAGAUUUCGAGCAACCGCUGACUAUUUCCCGGGUGACCCCUGGAAGUACAGCAGCCCAAGCAAACCUGUGUAUUGGCGACACGAUCUUAGCUAUUGAUGGCGAAAGCACGGACAACAUGACUCACUUGGAAGCACAGAACAAAAUCAAAGGCUGCAUAGAAGAGAUGGUGCUUUCAAUAGACAGAUCAGAAAAUAAGUUGUGGUCGCCGUUGUCAUCAGAAGAAGGGAAGUCACAUCCCUACAAGAUGAAUCUUGCGUCUGAGCCACGGGAGAUGAAACAAAUAGGCUCCGCCCACAACAGGAGUGCCCUGCCCUUCUCUGGUUUUGGUCCCAAGGUUGUGACCAACCAGUACAACAACCCAGCUGGCCUCUACUCCUCAGAGAACAUCAAGAACUUCAACUCGGCUGUGGACGAAGUUAAAACCGUGGCUACCACCAGCGAACCUGACAAUGUAGUUGCAUCAGAGACAGCAAAAGCCACCAAGCGGCCGCCCAUAGCAGCUGAUUCCGAGGUAUAUAAAAUGCUGCAAGAGAACCAAGACGCUGAUGAGCCACCUCGACAGUCUGCUUCAUUCAGGGUGCUUCAGGAGAGUCUUGAGACAGGUAACCCUGACAAACCAUCAGGGUUCAGGAGUGUCAAAGCACCGUCAAGUAGAAUUGGAUCCUCAAUUGGAAGUGCAGAGAAGCUGCCUGUCUGUGAUAAAUGUGGGUCAGGGAUUGUCGGGAAGUUGGUGAAGCUGCGUGACAAGUUCCGGCACCCUGACUGUUUCACUUGCACCGACUGCGACAUCAACCUGAAACAGAAGGGACAUUUCUUUGUGGAGGAGCAGAUUUACUGCGAGAAGCACGCACGCGAGAGAAUGACCCCGCCUGAAGGCUACGACGUGGUCACCGUCUUCCCCAAAUAAAGCUUCUCCAACCAAGCCUUGGACUGCACACAGUUAAAGGACAAGCGGGCACAAUCCCACACUUGGCUUCUCUUUUUUUCCUUUGCGCUCUUCUGUGCGGGCCACUGGCACUGGACACGAUGUUUAUUUGCACAUGUGAACUUUGAUCUCCACAAUAGGAAAAGCAUUUGUUUAUAUUCCAGCCAUGUUGUGCCACUGGGUGCAGUAUUCAUGAGAAAAGAACCACUCACUGUCUUUGAUGGGUAUAUGUUGAUGAUACUCUUUUUAAACCUGGGAACAAGGGACGCUCUUUUACCCACAAAACCAUUUUCUACCGUUUUUAUUCAAUAGACCAAUAUAUUCCAAAAACACGCCAAAUAAAUAUUUGUUUAAAUCA
Messenger RNA from Nerophis lumbriciformis (worm pipefish), 1460 nucleotides. RefSeq names its product PDZ and LIM domain 1 (elfin) (gene pdlim1). Gene Ontology annotation, cellular component: adherens junction; filamentous actin; Z disc. Gene Ontology annotation, molecular function: muscle alpha-actinin binding; actin binding. The record is from RefSeq and is a predicted model, not a curated record. NCBI's taxonomy places the organism in Eukaryota, Metazoa, Chordata, Actinopteri, Syngnathiformes, Syngnathidae. Gene Ontology annotation, biological process: muscle structure development; heart development; actin cytoskeleton organization.